AUGUGCCACUUUCAGGUCUCCUCACACUGCUGGUGUGUUCCAUUUUGUCAUAGGGUGCUGGCAGAUUACAGGCCUCCCAUAGCUGCUGCCAGGCCCCUAAUCUGCCAUGGGCCCCUGUACCGCCUCCUCAUGCUGCUGCCAGGCCCCUAAUCUGCCAUGGGCCCCCGUACCGCCUCCUCAUGCUGCUGCCAGGCCCGUAAUCUGUCAUGGGCCCCUGUACCGCCUCCUCAUGCUGCUGCCAGGUCCAGAGUGUGUCAUGGGUCCCUGUACGGCCUCCCAUUGCUGCUGUCUCCAUCGCCACACUCUGCCAUGUGCCACUUUCAGGUCUCCUCACACUGCUGGUGGGUUCCAUUUUGUCAUAGGGUGCUGUAUGGCCUCCCAUUGCUGCUGCCUCCACCGCCACACUGUGGCUCCACACUCUGGUUUUGGCCCCGUGACUGCCCAAAUGAGUGAAGUGUGCGGUGAUUCUAAGAUCGACGGCACUCAUCUUCAUGUCAUACUGACUGACAGUAUUAUUUCUUUUCCCCAGCAGACUCCAAGGGCAUUUAAAUUAAAGGUACAGUGUUCUGCACUAAUAUAA
Staurois parvus is the source of this 580-nucleotide messenger RNA. The record is from the annotation of a GenBank genome assembly. Lineage: Eukaryota; Metazoa; Chordata; Amphibia; Anura; Ranidae.